UCAUGGGGCCCCCGGGCAAUAGGAUAUCAUGGGGCCCGUCUCCUUGCCCAAACUCAAAAAAGCCUAUGAAAAAGGGUACCAGGGGCAUCUCAUGGGGCCCCCUACUGACCCCGGCCCUUGGGCAGUGCCCGAGUUUCCAAAUGGUCAGUCCGCCCCAAUGUCCGCCCCUGGUUGUGAAAUAACCAACUAAAGUGUUUUAAUCUAAAUUAUCAUCCAAUGAAGGAGUACAUUCUGAAAUUCAUCAUACAAGCUGCUGCAGAUCUAUGACCCAGAAUAAGUAAUGACAGAGAGAAAUACCCAACACAGAGUGACAAACUGUGAGGAC
Staurois parvus is the source of this 325-nucleotide messenger RNA. The record is from the annotation of a GenBank genome assembly. Lineage: Eukaryota; Metazoa; Chordata; Amphibia; Anura; Ranidae.